Molecule: messenger RNA, 1575 nt
Organism: Gossypium arboreum
Lineage: Eukaryota; Viridiplantae; Streptophyta; Magnoliopsida; Malvales; Malvaceae
Product: pentatricopeptide repeat-containing protein At2g13600-like
Exons: 1
Coding region: 1-1575 (524 amino acids)
Biological process (GO): RNA modification
Molecular function (GO): protein binding; RNA binding
Source: RefSeq, a predicted model, not a curated record
AUGGACCGCAAGAAGUUGCUGCUUUCGGUCCUAGGAAAAUAUCCAAAUCUUAAAAAACUGAAGAAAAUCCAUGCCCAGGCAACAACUUUGGGGCUACUGCAACACCAUAACCAAGCCUUGUCCUGCAAAAUACUCACCACCUACGCCAAUCUCAACUAUCCAAAUGAUGCAACCAAAGUCUUCAACCAAAUCCACAACCCAGACAUAGUUUCAUGGACUUGUCUCAUUACCCUUCUCUCACAACACAAAAAUCCCUUCAAAUCUGUCUUAGCCUUUUCGCAGUUAAUACGUGCCGGUUUAAGACCCGACAGUUAUUCUGUCGUCGCUGCCUUGUCAGCUUGUGGUAAAGACAGAGAUUUGAUUAGUGGAAUGUUAAUUCAUGGACUUGUUUUGAAAUAUAACUUGGCUUUUAAGAAUCAAAUUGUUGGCAAUGCUCUUAUUGAUAUGUAUAGUAGAAAUGGUGAAAUUAUGGUGGCUGAACUAGUGUUUGAUUGGAUGUUGUUUAGAGAUGUUGCUUCUUGGAACAGUUUGUUGAAUGGUUUUAUUUUAUGCAACGAUUUGGAGGCUUCUCACCGGGUAUUUGAUAAAAUGCCUGUGAGAAAUGCAGUUUCUUGGUCGGCUUUGAUAUCUGGGUAUGUAAAAGGGAAGGAACCGUUGGUUGGAAUGAAGCUUUUCAAGGAAAUGAGAAGUCAAGGGGAAGUUAAUCCUACAAUUGUUACCAUUGUAGCGGUUCUUGCUGGCUGUGCUGAUAAUGGGGGUCUUUAUUUUGGUGGGAGUGUUCAUGGUUAUGUUAAGAAAGUGAAUUUGGGCGAAAAUAAUAUUGUUUUGAACAAUGCUUUGACGGAUAUGUAUUCAAAAUGCGGAUACCAUGAUGUUUCUGUGAUGAUUUUUAAUGAAAUGGUGGAAAGAGAUGUGUUUUCUUGGACUAUAAUGAUAAAUGGAUGUGCAUUUCAUGGGAAAGGAAAACAAGCUUUGCAGCUAUUUUCUGACAUGUUAGCAUCAGGCGUUGCACCAAAUGAGGUGACCUUUUUGUCUGCUCUAUCCGCUUGUACCCAUGAAGGAUUGUUCGUUGAGGGGCAGGAGUUGUUUAGGAAUAUGGUUCAAUGCUAUGGUUUAAAACCCAUGAUUGAGCAUUAUGGAUGUGUAGUGGACCUUCUUGGCCGAGCUGGGCUAUUGGAAGAAGCAAAAAUAUUAAUUAAACAAAUGCCAAUGUCGCCAGAUGUUGCUAUUUGGAGGUCAUUCCUUUGUGCUUGUUUAAUCCAUGGGGAAUUGGAUUUAGCAGAGAUGGCAGGAGAGAAGCUUAUGAAACUAGAACCAGAUGAUGAUGGGGUGUAUGCACUUGUGUCACAUAUGUAUUGUACUUCAAAUAGGCACGAAGAUGGUUUGAAGAUUAGGAAGAAGAUGAGAAAUAAGAAGAUAAGGAAAAGACCUGGGUGUAGUUGGAUUGAGGUGAAUGGUAGUGUUCAUGAAUUUCUUGCUGUAGAUAGAUCAUAUGUUGCUGCUACUCACAUUUAUCGGAUUCUACAAUGCAUUAAUGAACCCCACAGAGAAUUUCUUUGGUUAGAGUUGGAAUGA